CUUUACUGUUUCAAUGGAAAAGAAUAUGAUGUCAGGUUGUUAUAAAAGCUCGGCCCCUUAUCUCCUGAAUCAGCAGUUUAAAAUUCAAUCUUGUUGUGCCAACACCUUAAAUUGUUUAAAACAUUUAAUCAAAUUGAUCACUUUCUUUAAUUUAAUUAUCAACAUGUCACUUGUUAACGGUAUUCCAUCAACUAAUCAAUAUCCACGUAUUGGUAAACCAGCACCAGUUUUUAAAGGAACUGCUGUUGUCAAUGGUUCAUUUAAAGAAAUCUCUUUAAAUGAUUAUAAAGGAAAAUAUGUUAUUCUUUUCUUUUAUCCACUUGAUUUUACCUUUGUUUGUCCUACUGAAAUUGUCGCUUUCAGUGAUCGUGUUGCUGAAUUUAGAUCAAUUGGUUGUGAAGUGAUUGCCUGUUCAACUGAUAGUCACUUUACCCAUCUUGCUUGGAUUAAUACUCCCCGAAAACAAGGUGGUCUUGGUGAGAUGAAUAUUCCUUUAUUGGCUGAUAAAAAUCUUUCCAAUUCAUUGAAUUAUGGUGUCUACCGAGAAGAUGAUGGUAUUACCUUCCGUGGUUUAUUCAUUAUUGACGAUAAAGGUGUUCUUCGUCAAAUAACCAUUAACGAUUUACCUGUUGGACGAUCUGUUGAUGAGACUUUACGAUUGGUCAAGGCUUUCCAAUAUACCGAUAAACAUGGUGAGGUUUGUCCAGCUAAUUGGAAACCUGGAGACAAAACCAUUGUUCCCGAUGUUGCAUCAAGCAAGGAAUAUUUCUCAAAGGCUAACUAAUUAAGAAAAAACUUAAUUGGGUUUUUCUUCAAUGCAACAAUUACAUUGAUCACAACAUUUAUUAAUCUCUCAAUAAAUUAAAUUUGAGAAAGAAAAGAAAAAUGUUCUUGAAAAGGAAAUAAACAUCUCAAAGAUUGAAAUAAACAUUUAAAUUCCAAAAUUA
This is a messenger RNA of Panonychus citri (citrus red mite), 947 nucleotides long. Its product is annotated as peroxiredoxin 1-like. Gene Ontology annotation, biological process: hydrogen peroxide catabolic process; cellular response to stress; response to oxidative stress. The coding region runs from base 14 to 784 and encodes 256 amino acids. NCBI's taxonomy places the organism in Eukaryota, Metazoa, Arthropoda, Arachnida, Trombidiformes, Tetranychidae. The transcript has a single exon. The record is from RefSeq and is a predicted model, not a curated record. Gene Ontology annotation, molecular function: thioredoxin peroxidase activity. Gene Ontology annotation, cellular component: cytosol.